Messenger RNA from Onychomys torridus (southern grasshopper mouse), 2687 nucleotides. It is a transcript of the gene Letm2, whose product is annotated as leucine zipper and EF-hand containing transmembrane protein 2. Bases 980 to 2425 code for a protein of 481 amino acids. Gene Ontology annotation, cellular component: mitochondrial inner membrane. The record is from RefSeq and is a predicted model, not a curated record. Lineage: Eukaryota; Metazoa; Chordata; Mammalia; Rodentia; Cricetidae. Gene Ontology annotation, biological process: intracellular monoatomic cation homeostasis. The transcript has 11 exons. Gene Ontology annotation, molecular function: ribosome binding.
GAGGCGGGACCAUGGAGACUGGGCUUCCGGCCCCUCCAGCUUGGGGGCGGGGAGGAAUUGGGAAGGUAGGGUUUGGGGCCCCAUCGUCCCGCAGGCGGCGCGCACUCCCUCCCGCGUCUCCCCUCAGCACCCCCGACCUGGCCCCUAAACUUUGGCGCCCAGCCGACUAACGCCCCUUCGGUGUACCCAACCCCGCUCCAGCAAUCCCCCCCUCAACCCGGGCCAGUCCGCCCCACAUCCCCUGAGGCCGCCGGCCGAGAGAGAGCCCAGGGCGCCUUUUGCACCCGCGCGGCGAUCGCGGGGUGCAGAGGUAACCCCGCAGCGCCCGGCGUGGGGUUCCGCCGAAACGCCGGGUCGACCGCCUGGCAGUGUGGCCCGUAGCCCGCGGCCGAGGGCCGGGAAGCCUCUGCAAGCAGGCCCGGCCCCCCUCCGGAGGAGCGUCAACCACGGUGGGGCUGGUUUCCGAGGUGCUGAGCCCGGUUCGCGAUGUUCGCUUUGUGGUUGAGGUUUCCAGGGGAUGUGGGGGGAACUAGACCGGGAACCUCCUUCCAGCGCGAUUGCCAGCUAGCAGAGUUGCUGCCAGUCGCUGAGAAGCGGCUCGGGGCGGAGAACGGUUUUAGUUAAAGAUAAAGAUGUCUUUCUCCUUUUAACCGUCGCAGCAGAUUACUAGACACUAUUGACCAGAAAUAAAAAAGCCUUUGGAGGCCAUAUCGUCUUCACGAGCACCUUCUUAGAGCCCAUUUCUGUGUUUUGGGAUCGCAAAAGUACCAUUUUCACAUCCAGAGCUAAGAAAACACUGUGACUGUUGGAAAUGAACUUGAAGGAAAUUUUACACCUUGACUAUGCAAAACUCUGCCCUUACACUAGUUUUUUAAAAAUAACUAAAUUCUGCUAUUUAAUUGAUGCCUUUUAAAAAUACUAAAUUAUUCACUUCUUUUGCCUAGGUCUCUGUGUUGGCUAGUUGAAACAAAAAAUAAAUAUGGCCUUCCACAGUUAUAAUUCAUUCUUAGCUAUUUUGUGGACAAGAUUGCCUAGCCAUUUUCUCUAUCCUUCCUGCUCUCACCCCCCAUCGCUUGCAUCCCUCCACUUGCCAGAUUCUCAUUUACGGGUGACCUAUGUGAAAAACUAUGGAAGCAGGAAGUACUCCUAUCCCAGUCUGCCAGGCAACAAAGGUCAUCCUCUACGAACCAGACUCACACAAAAACUACACACGUCGACUCGCUGGCUACAAAAUGUCCCCAAUAAACCUGAACCGGAGCAAAUCCCAGGAAAGCCUAAGCCGACGAUCCCUCAGCCUCCCAAAGAAGCGAAGACAGAGAUUGCAGAAGAAAAGCAAUCUUUUAGACAAAAAAUCAUGGACGAAUUUAAACAUUAUUACAAUGGAUUCUCUUUACUUUGGAUUGACACCAAAGUCGCUGCCAGAAUAGUUUGGAGGCUACUGCAUGGACAGGCACUAACGAGACGAGAGAGGCGAAGGCUGUUGAGAACUUGCGCAGAUGUCUUCCGCUUGGUUCCAUUUAUGGUGUUCAUAAUUGUACCCUUCAUGGAAUUCUUGAUACCAGUGUUUCUGAAGCUCUUCCCAGACAUGUUGCCAUCAACUUUUGAAAGUGAAUCCAAAAAGGAAGAAAAACAGAAAAAGAAGAUGGCUGCAAAAUUGGAAAUAGCAAAAUUCCUUCAGGAGACAAUGACAGAAAUGGCGAGGAGAAACCGAGCCAAGUUGGGAGACGACUCUUCACAGCUUUCCUCCUAUGUAAAACAGGUCCAGACAGGCCACCGGCCCAGCACUAAGGAGAUAGUUCGCUUCUCCAAACUCUUCGAGGACCAGUUAGCCCUGGAACACUUAGAUCGACCCCAGCUGGUUGCCCUGUGCAAGCUGCUGGAAUUGCAGUCCUUUGGAACAAACAAUUUGCUCCGCUUCCAGCUCCUCAUGAUGCUGAAGUCCAUAAAAGCAGAUGACCAAAUAAUUGCCAAAGAAGGGGUGAAGGCUUUGAGUGUGUCAGAGCUACAGGCCGCCUGCCGGGCCCGAGGGAUGAGAUCGCUGGGCCUCACAGAGGAGCAACUGAGGCAGCAGCUCACAGAGUGGCUGGACCUCCACCUGAAGGAGAAUGUCCCCCCCUCUCUUCUGCUCCUGUCUCGAACCUUCUACCUGAUAGACGUGAAGCCAAAGCCUAUUGAGCUGCCACGGAGUAUAGAGGUUCCAAAGACAAACCCUGUCAUGCCGUCAUCUACACCCUGUGAGUCACAAGAAGAUGUUGUCGAUCCUGCACCUCAGCUAAAGGGAACUAAGGAUGAAGAAUUUAUACAGCUGCCCCCAGUACCAUCCUCACUCAUCACACCAUCAGCAACCAUUUCCAAAGAAGCAAUCCUCCAGGCCAAAUCCCAGAAGACCUCCCAGAACAGCAAGGCCAAUUCCAAAGGAGCCUAAGGACCCCUUGAAGAUGGAGCUCACUCUCUCCAGUCACUGUCCCCUCAGCAGUGACAUCCAUGAAGGAAUUCCAGCUAAGACCGUCUGGCUUGAGAUAAAGGGUCAGUCAUUAAGUCGUUGGAGGCCUCGUGACCGUUCCAGAGAUUCGAGCAGUGGCACCACGGUCAGGCCAUUUAGAGAAGCUUAAUUGCAGUCUAUUUCUACUGUAUCGUUGUAGUCCUACUAAACUUUGCAUAAAGCCCACUCCCACGUUGUUUCGGAA